AUGAACUCCCAAAGAGGUUUAACUUUUCUUUUCAAGAGACUUUCUUGUUUGGGACACACAAAAAAAAACACUGUUUUGUUAUCCGAGGAAGGAAAUAAAUUUGGUAGCGAAAAUUAUGAUGAUUUCAAACUUUAUGCUAAAUUAUUGAUUAUCCUUUUGGUCCCUUUUGUCUUUAUGUUACCUGAAGUGUAA
Messenger RNA from Clunio marinus, 192 nucleotides. Lineage: Eukaryota; Metazoa; Arthropoda; Insecta; Diptera; Chironomidae. The record is from the annotation of a GenBank genome assembly.